AUGAGUCAAAGAGCCACGUCGUCCUCCAGAGAGGAAUACCUUUCCCAUGAUGAAGUAUUGGCCAAUUCCAUGCCAGGUGGUGUUCGUGCUAUUCCAAAACUUGCAAGAGCUCAUACCAAAAAUUCAAAUCCUUUUGAAGGGAAAACCCCUGAUGUUCAUGAAAUAACUAAUGAUUUGGAGAGUAUCAAGUCUAAAGGAAAUAAUGGGAAACCUUCUUGGGGUAAAAGAUUUACAAAUUUCUUUAGAGUUCAACCAAAUGAUCCUGCUAUUGUUAAAGUAUUGAAAAAAUACUUAAGAUUCGUUGGACCAGGUUUAAUGAUUUCAGUUGCUUACAUGGAUCCUGGUAAUUAUGCUACUGCAGUUUCAGCUGGUGCUCAAUCACAAUUCUCAUUGUUAUUCAUUGUUUUAUUAUCAAAUAUUUUUGCUAUUUUUUUACAAGCAUUAUGUAUCAAAUUGGGGUCUGUCACUGGUUUAGAUCUUUCAAGAGCUUGCAAAGAAUAUUUACCUCCAUGGUUGAAUUAUAUCAUCUGGUUCUUCGCAGAAUGUGCCAUUAUCGCUACAGAUGUUGCAGAAGUUAUUGGUACAGCUAUUGCAUUGAAUAUUUUGUUAAAAAUACCCUUACCAGCUGGUGUUGUUAUUACAUGUUUAGAUGUUUUAUUUGUCUUGAUGGCUUAUAGACCGGGUUCUUCAUUAAGUUUUGUUAGAAUGUUCGAAUAUGCAGUUGCAUUAUUAGUUUUCUGUGUUGUUAUUUGUUUCUGUGUUGAAUUAGGGUUAAUGCCAUCUAUUGAUGCUCGUCAUAUGUUUAGAGGUUUUGCACCAUCUAAAGAAAUGUUUGAAAAUAAUGGGAUGUAUACUGCUUGUUCCAUCUUGGGUGCUACUGUGAUGCCUCAUUCUUUAUUUUUAGGUUCAGGUCUUGUUCAACCAAGAUUAAGAGAAUAUGAUGUUGAAAAUGGUUACGUUAAAUUACCAUCAGAUGAAGAUUCUGAAAAUCAAGAAGAUGCAGAUGAUUUAUUAUUCAAGUAUAGACCAACUUUGAAAGCUAUUAAAUACGCAAUGACUUAUUCAAUUGUGGAAUUAGCAAUCACUUUAUUCACAUUUGCCCUUUUUGUUAAUUCUGCCAUUUUGAUUGUUUCUGGUGCUUCACUUUUCGGUACAGAAGAAGCAUAUGAUGCUGAUUUAUACACCAUUCAUGAUCUUUUAUCUAAACAAGUUGCUCCAAUUGCAGGUACCAUCUUUAUGAUUGCAUUAUUAUUCUCUGGUCAAUCAGCUGGUGUUGUUUGUACAAUUGCAGGUCAAAUUGUUUCUGAAGGUCAUAUUCAAUGGAAAUUAAAACCUUGGAAAAGAAGAAUUGUCACUAGAUCUAUCUCAAUAGUUCCAUGUUUGGUUAUUAGUUUAAGUAUUGGUAAAAGUGGGUUAGCUGCUGCUUUAAAUGCUUCACAAGUUGUCUUAUCAAUUCUUUUACCUUUUUUAACAGCUCCUUUAAUCUAUUUCACUUGUAAAAAAUCAAUUAUGAAAGUGGAAGUCCCAAUUGAUGAAGAUGAGCAAGUUGAAAAUAAUUUUGAACUAACAAGUGUUGUUGCAAAUGGUGAAAAUUCUGGUCAAUUGGAAUCUAAUGUUUCAUCAUCAGAUGAUAAUAGAUGUACAAAAUCAGUUAAUAUGGCUAAUAAUUGGAUCACUUCAACAAUUUCAUUCUUGAUUUGGUUAUUUAUUGCUGUCUUGAAUGUUUAUAUGAUUGUUAAAUUAGGUUUGAGUGGUGGUGAGGUUUGA
Molecule: messenger RNA, 1767 nt
Organism: Hansenula ciferrii
Lineage: Eukaryota; Fungi; Ascomycota; Saccharomycetes; Phaffomycetales; Wickerhamomycetaceae
Gene: SMF1
Product: divalent metal ion transporter SMF1
Exons: 1
Coding region: 1-1767 (588 amino acids)
Biological process (GO): intracellular manganese ion homeostasis; iron ion transport
Cellular component (GO): plasma membrane
Molecular function (GO): cadmium ion transmembrane transporter activity; manganese ion transmembrane transporter activity
Source: RefSeq, a predicted model, not a curated record